Mollisia scopiformis is the source of this 1116-nucleotide messenger RNA. Its product is annotated as cytochrome c reductase iron-sulfur subunit. The record is from RefSeq and is a predicted model, not a curated record. The transcript has 4 exons. Gene Ontology annotation, cellular component: membrane. NCBI's taxonomy places the organism in Eukaryota, Fungi, Ascomycota, Leotiomycetes, Helotiales, Mollisiaceae. Gene Ontology annotation, molecular function: 2 iron, 2 sulfur cluster binding; quinol-cytochrome-c reductase activity. Bases 235 to 939 code for a protein of 234 amino acids. Gene Ontology annotation, biological process: mitochondrial electron transport, ubiquinol to cytochrome c.
AACACCUAAGUAUCAAGAAAUGGUGGAUGCUUAAGUAGAAAAAUAGUUGGUAUCGACUCUCUCAUUGUACAAACGGGUGGGAGGCUCAAGUUACCUCCGGCUUCUUUUCACUGAGCUCCGACAUUCAGCCAAUCACAUCGCUUGUAAUCAAGUUCGCCUUCUUUUCCCGAACUCAAAUUCCUCAGUUCAUCCUCGUCCAUCAACCUCAAUUGACCACAACACUCCUCUCCCACGAUGGCCUCCCUCUCACAGACCUCGCGCACGCUGUUGCGGACAGUCCCGCGUAGCUCAAUUCCUUCGAUGCCGGUCCGCGCCCUCUCUACAUCUGCUGCAAAGCGUGAUACAAGCUCGUUCGAUUCGCCCUUCAAGGGCAUGGGAAACGACAAGACUGCAAAGAUCCCGGACUUCAGUCAUUACAGGAGCAGCUCGGGUACCAACAGAAACCUGCUCUUCCAAUACUUCAUGGUCGGCACAAUGGGAGCGUUGACGGCUGCUGGAGCAAAGGCUACCGUGCAAGAUUUCCUGGUCAACAUGUCUGCAUCUGCAGACGUUUUGGCCAUGGCUAAGGUCGAGGUCGACCUUUCAGCUAUUCCUGAGGGCAAGAACGUUAUCAUCAAAUGGCGAGGCAAGCCAGUUUUCAUCCGCCACCGAACUGCCGAUGAGAUCAAGGAAGCCGAGAGCGUUAAGAUUGAGACAUUGCGGGAUCCUCAAAAGGAUGAGGACCGAGUCAAGAAGCCAGAAUGGUUGAUCAUGCUUGGUGUUUGUACUCAUCUUGGAUGUGUGCCCAUUGGUGAAGCUGGUGACUUCGGAGGGUGGUUCUGCCCUUGCCACGGUUCUCAUUACGAUAUCUCUGGACGUAUACGAAAGGGACCAGCUCCAUUGAACCUCGAGAUCCCUGCAUACGACUUCCCGGAGGACAACGCUCUAAUCAUUGGUUAAAGUGAUGGUGUAUAUUGGGGAAGGGGUUUCUUUUGUUGGAGGGAGCAACAUAGAUGUGGUAGAGAUCGCGGCUUUGUAGAAGAUGUGGCCGCUGCCAUUGUGUACAAAAGAUCAUCGAAAUGCAUUGCCAAACACGCCCUUUGUCGCAGAUGCAUGUGCUACAGUUAAACUUCUAGG